ACGCCGCGCGACAGGUAGCCCGAUCGCGCAUCGCGAGGCGCGUGGCCCGAGGCGUGGUCCCUGCCCGCGUUGUUGUGAUGGCGAUAGGCGGCUCCGCUUGUGUUCGGUAGUCUCUCGCCGAAACUGAUUAAGCUCACUCCUGACGUCGUCGACGUCGUUCCGCACCCGCGCGAUGGGCGUUCUUCACGGGCACGACAGCGUCGCUGCACACAAUGGCAGCUGGACCGGCACGGCGACGACGCCGCUGCCGGCCGCCCUGGACGUCGGCGGCGACCCCACGCUCAUCGCCAAGGUGACGGCGAUGGCCGUGCUGGGGCUGGCGUCGCUCUCGCUGGGGCUGGCGCCGCUCAAGCUGGCCGUCUGGCUGGGCUGGGACCGGCACGCCAAGGCCUCGGCCAACGGCCCCGCCGACGCCAUCCAUGGCCACGGCAGCCCGGCGAACGGCGGCGCCAUGCUGUCCUCGCUGCUCUGCUUCGGCGGCGGCGUGCUCAUGUGCACCACGUUCCUGCACAUGCUUCCCGAGGUGCAGGAGGCCUUCGGUGAGCUGGAGGAGGGCGGCACCCUCCCCGAGUCCUUCGCGGACAUCGCGCCGUACCUCCUCAUGUGCAUCGGGUUCUUCAUCAUGUACCUGGUGGAGGAGCUCGUGCACAUGUACCUGCACUGGCGCAGCGGCAAGCACGGCCACAGCCACGGCCACAGCCACGGCCACGGUGACCACGGCCACAGCCACGGCCACGGACAUGGCCAUGGAGAGGGGCACUCCAACCUCGCCAACAUCAGCCUGACCUACGACGUGGAGGACGCCAAGAAGUCCCCGAUCAAGUCCAUCAAGUGGCGCUCCCGGGACUGCAAGCCGUCCACCGUCGUCCUAGAGUACGCCGACGGCUCGGAAGUCAAGUCUGAGGUGCCCAACGAGUACCUGGUGUCGGCGGUGACCUUCGCCACGCCGUGGGGGCUGCACGCCAGCCCGGCCGCCGAGAAGCAGUUCCUGCGCGUGGACGCGGAGCGGCCGUGCUGCAAGGGCGUGCCGCGCCUGCACUCCAUGACGUGCCACAAGGCGCACCACGAGCUGGAGAUGGACGCCGCCAUGCCCGACUUCAUGGCGGGCGCCAACAACCACUCCCACGCCGUGCCCGUGGCCGAGGGCGACGUGGACCCCGACGAGGACGCCGUGGUGGUGGCCAUCCGCGGCCUGCUCAUCGUGCUGGCCCUGUCCGUGCACGAGCUGUUCGAGGGGCUGGCCGUCGGCCUGGAGGGCUCGGCCAGCAACGUGUGGUACAUGCUGGUGGCCGUCGCCUGCCACAAGCUGGUCAUCGCCUUCUGCAUCGGCGUCGAGCUCGUCGCCAUGCGCACCAGGACCAUGCUGCACGUCCUGUACGUCUUCACGUUCGCCGUCGUGUCGCCCCUCGGCAUCGGCGUCGGCAUCCUGGUCACCGAGAACUACACCAACGUGGAGGGCGGCGUGGUGCCCACGUUACUGCAGGGUCUGGCCACCGGCACCCUCCUCUACGUCGUCUUCUUCGAGAUCCUGGAGCGACAGCGCGCGGGCGGCCACUCUGGAAUUCGCCAGUACCUGGCAGUCCUCGUCGGCUUCCUCGUCAUGUUCGGCAUGAUGUUCAUCGGGGGCCACGAGCACCACCACGACCAUGAUCAUGACCAUGACCAUGUCAGCGAACACAUCCUCAAGGCCAGCAACUACACCGUGCUGCACACCCAUUAAAAUUUAAUUGUUGUGCCACCGCAAAAACAGAUGACAUGGUGUGAGGUUUACUUUGGUGAAAGCAGGGUUCAGGAUCUCAACUGCAAAAGCUAGACUUUACAUUCGCGGGAGGAAAAGUAAUAUAUAGUGCCAUAUUGUGGUAUAGUAAGCUCGAGACUCGUGGGAGACAAUGCUGUUUCGCGGAGAUUUCGACUUCUGACUUUCGUGAGGUUGUGGUAGAAUGCAUUGGUUGUUAAAUGCACACUAGAAUCUCUGUGUCUGAGAAGGAGGGAGUUGAAAAUGAAGUGUUCGGUGUUAGUAUUACCUUAUUUUAAUUAAUUUAAUGGAUUUCAUUUGUACAUUAUGCAGCGCUCUUAGACACUUUUGUGUGUUUUGUGCCUGUGAUAUGAGGAGAUCACGAUGAUGACACAAUAAAAAGAACAUCUUUUGAGCUCCUUAGCUCCGAGUGCCUUUUCCUUAACGAAAAUGCGCUGUGUGUCCUGGCUUGAUGUGGUUCCGACUGAGCUAUUAAGUUCUCAGGGUUUCUUGAGAAAAGCCUUCAUGAAGUCUGAUUUAGAAUGUCCUUAUAUAAACACAUACUUUAUACUUAUGUAAUUUUGUGAUAACCUUAUCUUAUAUUGUUAGGCAUUGAUUCAGUUUUAGUAAUGUAUUUCGAGUUUUACUGUGAAAAAUUAUGUAAAUGAUGGUUGGUACGGUUGAGGAAUAAAAGUUUGAUAGAACUUUUAUGAGAA
Molecule: messenger RNA, 2451 nt
Organism: Thrips palmi
Lineage: Eukaryota; Metazoa; Arthropoda; Insecta; Thysanoptera; Thripidae
Exons: 7
Coding region: 173-1720 (515 amino acids)
Biological process (GO): zinc ion transmembrane transport
Cellular component (GO): plasma membrane
Molecular function (GO): zinc ion transmembrane transporter activity
Source: RefSeq, a predicted model, not a curated record